This is a messenger RNA of Schistosoma margrebowiei, 4900 nucleotides long. The record is from the annotation of a GenBank genome assembly. Lineage: Eukaryota; Metazoa; Platyhelminthes; Trematoda; Strigeidida; Schistosomatidae.
UAUUACUAUUGAUUUUUAAUAACUUUGUUUAUAUUUUUUGUGUUCAUAUCUGUUUGGUCCACCACAAUUAUUUGGUGAGCCUUGAAUUCAUUAUAGACGUUAACUGUUUAUAUAUAUAUUCAUUUUUUUAUUACUCGGCACGCUAGUUCAUUUAUUUUUGUUUUUGCCAUCAUGAACUCUCCUGGUAAACUCAUUGAUAUAGAUAGUCCACUGAUCAACUCCUUGAACUCUUCACAAUCAGAAUAUAAUGCCUUAACCUCGAUCAACGCAAUUUCAGACUUAAGACUACCAACGUUCGGCGUUAAUAAUCCAAGAAUCUGGUUUGCACAAAUCGAAGCUUUGUUCAUGGCUAGAGGUAUGAAAUCUGAGGCAACAAAGUAUGCUUAUGUAGUUGGGGCACUCCAUAUUGAGAUUGCUGCGGAAGUCGGAGAUUUAAUCGAUCACGUGCCAGAAGCUGAACCGUAUGAUAAAAUAAAGACAGCCGUAAUCCAACGCACCUCAGUUUCAGACGAGAGAAGACUGCAGCAAUUGCUAACGUCUUGCGAAUUGGGGGACAAGAGACCCUCGCAAUUACUCCGACAUAUGAAACACUUAGCAGGGUCAUAUAAGGUAGACGAUGCAUUGCUUAAACAGAUGUGGUUUCAACAUUUACCACAGAACGUCACUCAAAUUCUCAGCGUAUCAGGAACUUCCGUCAAUCUCGACGAUCUAGCUGAUAUGGCUGACAAAAUGAUGGAGAUUUAUCCUGACAGCCAGCGUUUGAAUGUACUACAAACCUCUAGUAGAGACAUGAUUAGCCCAUCUAACAGCAUCCAACAACAAAUAACACAGUUAACACAGCAGCUAGCAGCACUGCAGGCGACUAUUUCCACCAUCCAUUCUCGACCUGCCAGAUCUACAUCCAGAAGAAGAUCAGUAUCCAGACAUCGUGUUAGGUCACCCAAACGAGCAGCCGGAAUUUUUUGGUAUCAUUCGAAUUAUGGUGAGAAAGCACGCCGUUGCACCAAACCGUGCAACUUUAAGACAAACAACCCAAACUCUCAGGGAGACGAAGUGGCCAGACAGUAAUGGCGGCAGCUGUUACUGGCCAACAUGUUAGCCGCCUAUUUCACGUCAGGGAUCGCAUUUCUGGCUCGGACUUUUUAGUCGAUACUGUAGCAGAAAUCAGCAUCAUCCCACUCCAUCUCUCCCGCAGACAACAGACAACAAGCACUAAACUGUCUCUAAUAGCGGCUAACGAAUCAGUUAUCAAAACUUACGGAGAGCAAUCCCUUAUAUUAGACCUCGGGCUACGCAGAAGAUUCACAUGGGUAUUCAUAGUUGCUCAAGUCAAACGACCCAUCCUCGGGGCUGAUUUUCUUAGUGCGCACAACCUGUUAGUAGAUAUGACCAACAAGAGACUAAUCGAUGUAAACACACGUUUACAGGUAAAUGGUACACUCUCCAACGACAACGAAAUCCAUGGUGUUCGAAUAAUGAAACCUGUGAACAACAUUUUCAACGAUAUUCUAACAGAAUACCAGUGCAUUACAAAAUCAGAUUACCAAACGGAAGGUAAUCCACAGCUGGUGCAACACCAUAUCACUACCACCGGACCACCCAUUCGCGCCAGGGCGAGGAGAUUACCACCAACAAAGUUGCAGACAGCUAAGAGAGAAUUUGAACACAUGAUGCAACUUGGUAUCAUCAGACCAUCUAAUAGUCCUUGGGCCUCGCCGUUGCACAUGAUACCAAAGAAAGACCAGGAUUGGCGUCCGUGUGGCGACUACCGCCGUCUGAAUAAUCAAACCAUCCCUGAUAGGUAUCCUAUCCCACAUAUACAUGACUUCUCGUUAAACUUACAUGGUAAAUGUAUUUUCUCGAAACUCGACCUCGUGCGUGCAUACCAUCAAAUUCCGAUGGCACCAGAAGACAUCGAGAAAACAGCCAUCAUCACACCCUUUGGUCUGUUUGAGUUUCUAAGAAUGCCAUUCGGAUUGAAAAAUGCAGCCCAGACAUUCCAACGAUUCAUGGAUGAGGUCACAAGAGGUUUAGACUUCGUCUUCGCCUACAUAGACGACGUUUUGAUCGCAAGCUCAUCAAUAGAAGAGCAUGUCCAGCAUGUUCAGAUCCUCUUUGAACGUUUUAAGCAACAUGGUGUUGUUAUCAAUCCUUCUAAAUGUAUAUUCGCCGUCCCAGUCUUAGAGUUUUUAGGACAUUACAUUGACUCUCAAGGCAUCAAACCACUCCCAGAAAAGGUUGAAGCUAUUACCAAUUACCCUGAACCAACUUCCAUAAAGUCAUUACGCCGUUUUCUCGGGACGUGCAAUUUCUACCGCCGAUUUCUACCAUGUUGUGCGGAUGUGCUACAGCCGUUAACUGAUUUACUGAAAAGUGACAAAAAAGGUACGAGGAAGGAAAAGAAUCAGGCAUUCAAGCUACCGCCUGACGCCAAAAUGGCAUUCGAAAAAGCAAAGUCCUUGAUAGCCAACGCCACCAUGUUACAACACCUCAAUACUGACCCCACAACUCAUUUGAUCCUAUGUACGGAUGCUUCACAAAAAGCCGUCGGGGCAGUAUUACAACAGCGGGUAAACAACACGAUUACCCCCAUCGCCUUUUUCUCCAAGAGAUUAUCACCAACACAAGAACGUUAUAGCACUUUUGGACGCGAACUCUUGGCUAUGUAUUUAGCGGUAAAACAUUUCAGUUUUCUGUUACAGGGUCGCGAUUUCAUCAUUAUGACGGAUCAUAAACCCCUUUGCCAUUCUUUUGGCACAUCGUAUGACAAACACUCGCCACGAGAAGCAAGACAACUUGAUUAUAUCUCCCAAUUUACUACAGACAUCAGGUUUAUCAAAGGUCACUCAAACAUUGUCGCUGAUGCACUACCUAGGAGGGAUAUCAAUAUGAUGGUACACAAUCAGGACAUCAGCCUUGAAACUUUGGCUAAACUUCAAGUAGACGAUGCAGAAUUGAAAGUCUGCAAAGAAAAGUCUAGCUUAAAUCUCAAACCUGUACCAAUUCCUCUUUCAGAUGCAUUCAUCAUGUGUGACACCUCAACAGGCAACAAUCGUCCGUUUGUCCCACAUGCCUGCAGACGAAAAAUAUUCCAGCACUUACACGGUCUUUCACAUCCAGGCAUCAGAGCAACAACAAGGCUCAUCACUGAACGUUUUGUGUGGCCGAAAAUCAACUCGGACGUUAAGCGUUGGACACGUAGCUGCCUCCAGUGUCAACGCAGCAAAAUACAAAAACAUACUAUCAGCCCGAUCGGCGAAUUUCCUAUUCCCGACAAACGUUUUCAACAUAUUCAUUUGGAUUUAGUUGGGCCACUGCCUCCGUCCAAUUCCUUUACCCACAUUCUCACCGCAGUAGACAGAUUUACAAGAUGGGCCAUAGCCUGCCCUAUAAAAGACACUUCGGCAGAAACAGUCGCUUCAGUCUUCCUCGAUCGCUGGAUAUCUAACUAUGGAGUGCCGGCAACAAUCACAACAGAUCGUGGUCCCCAAUUUCAAUCUGUCCUUUUUCAGGAGUUCACUAAACUUCUAGGCGUCAACCACAUUAAAACCACAGCUUACCACCCAGCAGCUAAUGGUUUGGUCGAAAGAUUUCACCGCCAAUUAAAAAGCUCGCUGAUGGCACAAGAUGAUACAACCAAAUGGAGUGACGCAUUACCACUCGUACUCCUGGGAAUACGUUCAACUAUAAAGGAAGAUAUAGGUUGUACAGCCGCCGAGCUAGUUUAUGGUACAACCCUUACAUUACCAGGUCAACUAGUAGACCCAAACACUUUAACACCAACAGAUCCAAGUCAUUUUGCUAGCCAACUGCUGCAAACCAUGAAACGAAUCAAAGCUAUACCGCCUCGUGAACAUAACAAUCGAAUACAACUCGACAAAAACCUAGAAACAUGCAAGUUUGUCUUCGUUCGAGUUGAUGCAGUUAAAAAGCCAUUGAAACAACCUUAUGAGGGACCAUAUCAAGUAAUUAAAAGAACGAACAAACACUUCAUAAUCAACAAGUGUGGAAAGAAAGAGACUAUCGCUAUCGAUAGAAUAAAGCCUGCAUUCUACGACACACAGCACGACAAAGAACAUACUAAUUCACUGAAUCAACCCCGUCCAACAACCAUCACUACAGCAGACAUGGAAGAAAAAUCGAGUAACAAACCUACUUGUUUAACGCGUUCAGGCAGAGCUGUAAAAAAACCCAAACGCUAUGUACAUUUCGCCGAAUAAAAAAGAAAUAGAAACAAGCAAUUAUCGAUGUACCAUACUACUAAAUUCAUCCGAUUUUUUCCAACAAAAUUUAUAAAUUUUUUUCACAGUGUACAUAACUAAUCACAUUUUUCCACAAUUACUCGUUUUGUCAGUUUUUUUAAAAAAAAAUUUUUUUCUUACAAUAAUAAACGAGUAAACUCUGUUUAGUUAUUCAUUUAUCGUACACAAACAUAAACAGUUCAAUUUUUUUGGGUCUUUAGCACUUUUGCAUAUUAUUAUUAUCAUUGUCAGCCAACCAAGGCGUUAAAUGACAGUGUCUUCAUUUUUUUGUGUGUGUGUGCCUAUUAUGCUAUGCUACAUCUCUACUACAUGUCAUACUCAUCUCCACAUUUUUUUUGGUUAUAACUGUAAAUAUUAUUUUUGUAUACAUGUAUAUAUCAUACCCUUACAUUUUUUCUAUUAUAACCAGUGUUACCUCCGGACACUCUGGGGGAGCUAUGUGGAGAUGGACCCGACAAGCUUAUUUUGUAAAUAGUUUUCAAUGUUAUUUACUUUGUCAACCUUACACUGUAUGUAUAUUUAACAUUAAAUGACUGUAACUGUUGUUUUAGUAAAUGACCUUGAACACACUUUCCGUUGUACUACUACAUUGCGUGACAUAUCGCUGCGGGCUAACAAAUACAAUGCUUCUCGCACAC